This is a messenger RNA of Vigna unguiculata (cowpea), 570 nucleotides long. RefSeq lists its product as uncharacterized. The record is from RefSeq and is a predicted model, not a curated record. Lineage: Eukaryota; Viridiplantae; Streptophyta; Magnoliopsida; Fabales; Fabaceae.
AUGGCUAGUGGAGGUUUGAUCCCAGGAAGCUUACCCAUAUUUGAUGGAAAGGGCUAUGAUGAUUGGUGUGUAAAGAUGGAGGCUAUUCUUGGAUUUCAAGAAAUUGAUGAGAUCGUGAAAGUGGGUUUCAAAGAACCACCCAAGAAUGCUGAUGAAGGAGCAAAGACAACAUAUAAGGAGAUGAAGAAGUUGGACUGCAAGGCUCGUGUAUUGGCGCAUCAAUGUAUUGGAGCCCCUAUCUUUCAGAAAAUUUCAAAAGUUGUUACAACAAAAGAGGUUUGGGAGAUAUUGCAAAAUGGGUAUGGAAAUUCUGGGAAAAUGAAGAAGGUGAAACUGCAAUCCUUGAGAAGGCAAUAUGAACUUCUCUCUAUAACAGAAAAGGAGACUGUGGCAGAGUAUUUUGACAGAUUACAGGUGAUCACCAAUACCAUGAGAGUGUGUGAUGAGAACAUAGAAGACUGUAGAAUUGUAGAGAAAGUUUUGAGGACUUUAACCCCACAGUUUGACCACGUUGUGGUGGCCAUAGAAGAGUCCAGGGAUCUUGAUGUUAUGACAAUAGAAGAACUGUAG